AUGGGCGCCUGCAACUCCACGGGAUGCGGCUGUGAGAAGGGGCCCCCGCCAACGCUGAACAUCGAGCCGGGUGAGGCCAAGGGCAGCUCUCCGCGUCCGCUGGAGGCCUCUGGAGGCGGCCAGACGCUGAGCGGAGGAGCCGUCUACGAAGGCCAAUGGCGAGGUGAAGAUAAGCAUGGUCAGGGCAAGCUGAUCUUCGCCGACGGCUCCAUGUACGAGGGCCAGUUCGACUCAGACCGAAAGCAUGGAACUGGAAAGUACACAUACAGCAAUGGCUCGACAUAUGAGGGUCAGUGGAAGAUGGAGGUCCAAGAUGGGCAUGGGGUGGAGAAGCUUGUGGACGGCAGCGUCUUCGAGGGGCAGUUCAAGAAUGGCGAUAAAUGCGGCAAGGGCAAGUUUACUUGGAACACAGGCGGCAGUUAUGAGGGAGAUUUCGACGCCAACGACAUGCACGGCGAGGGACGCUACCAGUGGAGCGACGGUAGGUCGUAUACUGGCCAAUGGCGUAGGAAUCAUAUGGGUCCAAGCGGCACCAUGCAGUGGACCGAUGGACGAUGCUACGAGGGUCAGUUCCGCGAUGGAAAGAAGCAUGGGGAGGGCAAACUCUCCUGGCCCGAUGGCCGCUCCUAUACAGGCCAGUGGGACAGUGGUCGGCAGCAUGGCGUCGGCAUCGCUGUUACUGCAAAAGGUCUCUCGCGGAAAUCGCAAUGGGAGCAUGGCAACUUCGUCUGCUGGCUCGAGGAGCCACCUGAGGUGACUGGCGAGACGGCCAAGACGUGA
Messenger RNA from Symbiodinium pilosum, 780 nucleotides. The record is from the annotation of a GenBank genome assembly. Lineage: Eukaryota; Dinophyceae; Suessiales; Symbiodiniaceae.